This is a messenger RNA of Tripterygium wilfordii, 1936 nucleotides long. Its product is annotated as protein NRT1/ PTR FAMILY 7.3-like. NCBI's taxonomy places the organism in Eukaryota, Viridiplantae, Streptophyta, Magnoliopsida, Celastrales, Celastraceae. Gene Ontology annotation, molecular function: transmembrane transporter activity. The record is from RefSeq and is a predicted model, not a curated record. The transcript has 4 exons. Gene Ontology annotation, cellular component: membrane. Bases 11 to 1759 code for a protein of 582 amino acids. Gene Ontology annotation, biological process: transmembrane transport.
AAGACCAUACAUGAAUAUGGAACAAGAGAUUUUAACCUUGGAUGGAAGUGUUGAUCGACAUGGUCAUCCUGCAAUCCGUACUAGAACUGGAACUUGGGUUGCUGGAGUUCUACUACUAGUGAAUCAAGGGUUGGCAACACUAGCAUUCUUUGGAGUUGGAGUGAACUUGGUUGUGUUCUUGACAAGAGUAAUAGGCCAAGAUAAUGCAGAGGCUGCAAAUAAUGUCAGCAAAUGGACUGGCACUGUCUACAUUUUCUCUCUUCUUGGUGCUUUCCUUAGUGACUCUUACUGGGGAAGGUACAAGACUUGUGCAAUCUUUCAGUCCAUCUUUGUCUUUGGUUUGGUGUCAUUAUCCAUAACUACUUAUACAUUCUUGGUCAAGCCUAGGGGUUGUGGAGGUGAAGAAACUCCAUGUGGAUCUCACUCAGGGUAUCGGAUGGGAUUGUUCUAUUUCUCCAUAUACUUGAUUGCUUUAGGAAAUGGAGGGUACCAACCCAACGUAGCAACAUUUGGGGCAGAUCAGUUUGAUGAGGAGCACCCUGAUGAAGGGCACUCCAAGAUAGCAUUCUUUAGCUACUUCUACUUGGCUUUGAAUCUUGGGUCACUGUUCUCAAACACUGUUUUGGGUUAUUUUGAAGAUAAAGGGAUGUGGGCAUUAGGGUUUUGGGCAUCUGCUGUUUCUGCUACUUUGGCAUUAAUCUUGUUCCUCUGUGGAACUCCAAGGUACAGACACUUCACUCCCAAAGGCAACCCUUUGUCCAGAUUUUGCCAAGUAUUUGUUGCUGCAAUAAGGAAAAGGAAUGUUGUGAUGAUCCCAAAUGAACAUCAUCUUUUCGAAGCCGAUGAAACCAAAAAUAUUGGAGAUAGAGAUAGAAAAAUUCUUCACACUGAAGGAUUCAGAUUCUUGGAUAGAGCAGCAGUAGUGACAUCAGAAGAUAACACAGACAAGGUAAAAAAUGAUAACACUCCUCCCAAUCCAUGGCGUCUUUGCGCGGUGACACAAGUCGAAGAAGUGAAAUGCAUAUUGAGACUCCUGCCAAUUUGGCUCUGCACCAUACUCUACUCAGUAGUUUUCACUCAAAUGGCAUCACUCUUUGUUGAACAAGGAGCUGCAAUGCAAACCAACAUUUCAACCUUCCACAUUCCGGCAGCGAGCAUGUCUAGUUUCGACAUACUUAGCGUGGCAGCCUUCAUAUUCAUCUACCGGCGAGUUCUCGACCCUUUUGUAGCCAGGCUAAAGGACAAUAAAAAAGGACUAACUGAGCUCCAAAGGAUGGGAAUUGGGCUUGUGAUUGCAAUAAUGUCAAUGGUUUCAGCAGGACUAGUGGAGUUAUUCAGGCUAAAGUACGCGAAAAAGGAUUGCGUAACCUGCAAAAACUCGAGUUCCUUAAGCAUAUUCUGGCAAAUUCCACAGUAUGUACUAGUGGGAGCGUCUGAAGUAUUCAUGUAUGUGGGGCAACUGGAGUUCUUCAACAGUCAAGCACCAGAUGGUUUGAAGAGCUUUGGGAGUGCACUCUGUAUGACAUCAAUAUCACUUGGAAACUAUGUGAGUAGUUUGCUUGUCACCAUGAUUAUGAAGAUCUCUACUAGUGAUGAUCUGCCUGGUUGGAUUCCUGGGAACCUCAACAAAGGCCAUCUUGACAGAUUUUACUUCCUGUUAGCAGCUUUGACAACUGCUGAUCUUCUGGUCUACAUUGUGUGUGCAAAGUGGUAUACAUACAUCAAGUUUGAAGGGAAGGGUAGUGGAGAAAGUGCAUGAUUUUUCAACUUUUCUGAGUUGAGCACAAGCUUAUAUGGAGGCACUGUAAGAAAUGGCUUGACUGGAUUGUGUAAUUUCCCCCUCUUAUGUAAACCCCUCUCUCUCUUCAAAGGAGUUUACAAUGUUAAAUACGGUCUUUGCGCAUACCUCUGUCCCCAAUCCCAUCCACUAUGAAAA